Papilio machaon (common yellow swallowtail) is the source of this 2311-nucleotide messenger RNA. RefSeq names its product xenotropic and polytropic retrovirus receptor 1. NCBI's taxonomy places the organism in Eukaryota, Metazoa, Arthropoda, Insecta, Lepidoptera, Papilionidae. Gene Ontology annotation, cellular component: cytoplasm; plasma membrane; Golgi apparatus. The transcript has 11 exons. Bases 216 to 2225 code for a protein of 669 amino acids. The record is from RefSeq and is a predicted model, not a curated record. Gene Ontology annotation, molecular function: inositol hexakisphosphate binding. Gene Ontology annotation, biological process: phosphate ion transport; cellular response to phosphate starvation.
UUUAUUUUUCUUAAUAUGUAUUAUACGUUCAAGUGUAAUAAGUGCAUACCUUAAAUCAUUCCACUAUUUUCGCUUUAACGCGUUUACAAACAUUAGGUCAUAACUUCUAGUAAUCACUAAACAAACUUUUGUGGAGUACUUGUGAAUAACUGUAGCUAUAGUUUAGUAUUUUGUGAUCAUUCUUAUCGUGAAGACGUAUACAGGGAAGUAAGAAAAUGAAAUUUGCGGAGCACUUGAGUGCUCAUAUAACGCCAGAAUGGCGAAAACAAUACAUCAACUAUGAGGAAAUGAAAGCAAUGCUAUACACGGCAGUGGAGGAGGCACCGUCAGCAGAGAAUGUGGAGCCGGAAGUGUUGUCAAGGCAUUUCGCCAACUUUGAUGAGACUUUCUUCCAUUACUGUGACCAGGAACUUAAGAAGAUUAACACUUUCUACUCAGAGAAACUUGCAGAGGCUACUCGUAAAUUUGCUACUUUACAAAGUGAACUUAAAUCCCAAUUCGAUAUGAUGAAGCCGAAAAGUGGAGGUGACAGUAAAAAGGCGAUGCCACGCCGUAAAGUACAAGAAUUGAAACUUGCAUUCAGUGAAUUCUAUCUCAGUUUGAUACUUCUACAGAAUUACCAGAAUCUUAAUUAUACUGGCUUCAGGAAAAUAUUGAAAAAGCAUGAUAAGUUGUUAAACGUUAGCAAUGGUGCGCUGUGGCGGGCGGAACACGUGGAAUCUUCACACUUCUACACAAACAAAGACAUUGACCGACUGAUCAGCGAUACAGAGGCUACUGUAACCAAUGAGUUGGAAGGUGGUGAUAGACAGAAGGCCAUGAAGAAGUUAAGAGUGCCACCCUUAGGCGAGCAACAGAGUCCUUGGACAACAUUCAAAGUGGGACUAUUCUCUGGAUCGUUUAUAGUACUUGCUAUCACUGUGGUCUUAUCUGCUCUAUUCCAUGAAGGUGCGACGGAAAAUUUCAAGACCGCAUUCCGGUUAUACCGUGGGCCAUUCCUUUUAGUACAAUUUAUAUUCCUAAUAGGCAUCAAUGUGUACGGCUGGAGAUCAUCUGGUGUCAACCAUGUUCUGAUCUUCGAAUUAGAUCCAAGGAACCAUCUCUCUGAACAAGAUUUGAUGGAACUAGCUGCUAUAUUCGGCGUUGUCUGGGCACUGAGUAUACUAAGCUUUAUAUACAGUGCAAGUCUCAGUAUACCACCAUUUGUAAAUCCAUUAGCACUUGUUAUCAUUAUGAUUGUGUUCCUUGUCAAUCCAUUGAAAGUGUUCAGACAUGAAGCGAGAUUCUGGUUUUUGAGGAUAUGUGGUCGUAUAUUAGCGGCUCCGUUCAUGCCAGUACUGUUCGCGGACUUCUGGCUGGCGGACCAGUGGAACUCUUUUGCUGCGGCCUUCUUAGACUUUCAUUAUCUCGUUGUCUUUUACAUCGUCGGUGGAGAUUGGUUUAAUGUUAAUGAUUCAUUCGAAUCAGAGUCUUGGUUCAUAAUAUCUCGAGCGCUGGUGAACAUAGUGCCGGCGUGGACUCGCUUCUGGCAAUGUCUGCGUCGGUACAGAGACAGCAAGGAGGCCUUCCCACAUUUAGUCAACGCUGGGAAAUACUCUACCACAUUCUUUGUGGUGCUCUUCGCUACUCUACGUACUAUGUACAGCCAAAAUUAUACCGACUCGUACGAUAAUCCGUUCUUGUACGCGUGGUUCGUGUGUCAGCUCGUCUCCUCUCUGUACACAUACACGUGGGACGUCAAGAUGGACUGGGGACUCUUCAGCUGUGGACCUUCAGCUGAGAACAAGUUCCUGAGAGAGGAGAUCGUCUAUAGUCCUGGAUUCUACUACUUCGCGAUUGUUGAGGAUUUCGUGCUUCGCUUCAUAUGGACUGUGUCCUUCGUGUUGACUGAGAACAAGCUCGUCAGCGGAGAGACCAUGGUCUCUAUACUAUCGCCAUUAGAAGUAAUCAGACGUUUCAUCUGGAACUUCUUCCGUUUGGAGAACGAACACUUGAACAACUGCGGCAAGUUCCGUGCAGUACGCGACAUAUCUGUUGCGCCGCUUGACUCCUCCGAUCAGGCGGAUAUCUUACGAAUGAUGGACCAUCCGGAUGGCGUUGUUAACAGAUUAACAAAGAAGAAACAUCCAAGGAAAAUGAAAGAGAACGACAGAAGACCGCUACUUAAGAAGGAAUCAAUUCAAGAGUUGCAGCUAGAUUUAGACCUGAGCACAAAGAUGUUGUAACCAACUGUGAUAUGUUUUACUUAUUGAUGUUAUUUAUAAGCAAUGUUAUCACUAGUAUUAUUAUGCAAAAUAUAUUUAUAGAUAUC